AUUUUUUUCCUCUCCUCUCGCCCACCGCUCUCCAUCUUGACAUUUGACAGACCAAGUCAUUUCAAUUGAUUGCCUGUCAUCGCCAGUGCAUGUCCCAUGCCUGGUUUUCCCCCUCUUCUGUGUCACCCUGUCUCCUUCUCCGUUUAGUUUCUCCAUUCUAAUUGUUCCAAAAAAAAAAAUAUCAUGGCUUCCGACCCUGUCCCUCCAGCUGCUGCGCCAGUAGCCGCCGCGAGCGAGGAGCUGGAGAACACCAUGCCCGCUCCCGAUGUCGAUGCGGGCUCCGAAGCCGUGGUCAACCUCACUAUCGUCCUACCGGAUGCAAAGUCUGAAAAUAUACAGAUCGUGGUGUCGUCCCAGGAACAGGUUCAUGAGGUUCGCCAGUCCGUCAUCGACAUGCCCGCCGCCUUCCAGUACACGUGCUUCCACCUCGAGUACAACGGCGAACGGAUCAAUGACUUCAUCCCCCUCGCCGAGAUCCCUGAAUUGGGACCCAAUCCGGAGUUUCACCUCGUCCAAGACCCUUACACUGAGAGGGAGGCUCGCGUCCAUCUCGUCCGCAUCCGAGAGCUCAUUGGCGCCGCGGGAAACCGCUCCGAAAUUUCCCAGGGUGUGCUCCCUGGUCUCUCGCUCUUCGAGACGGUCGCCAACGAAGCACAGACGAACAAAGACGAGGCUGCCGCCGCCGAGCUGCCCAUCAAGGACUACGAUUUCCAGGCCAUUCCCUCUCUGACCAGCCUCGUUCCCAAGGAGACCGACCCCGCGCCCAAGACGGUGAAAUCCAUCGCCCUGUCGCCCUGGAACCCCCCGCCACCCCACCUGAGGCAGCGAGGUCAUCUUCUGUACCUCAUCGUCACCACGACCGAGGGCGAGCAAUACCAAAUCACAUCCCACGUCUCGGGCUUCUUUAUCAAUAAGUCAUCCAACGCAAAGUUCGAUCCUUUCCCCAGGCCGGCGCCCAAGGGCCAAUCUUCUCACUCUCUGCUCAACUUAAUCGACACCAUCUCUCCCUCUUUCGCCGAAUCCUUCACGCAGCUCCAGGAGUACAACAACCAAAGGGACCCCCUGGCCACUUUUCAGAUCACCAACGCGGUUCCUGCUGCACCUUGGGCUGUCCCUGCCCCUACUUCUUCUCUUUGCACACAUCUUCCUGACGCCACACGAUCCCAGGAGACUUAUCUGAUCGCUGGGCUCGACAACACAGAUUCUCUGCGAGAUUGGAACGAAGAAUUUCAGUCAGCCAAGGAGCUUCCCCGAGAGACUGUUCAAGACCGGGUUUUCCGAGAGCGUUUAGUGUCUAAGCUGUUUGCCGACUACAAUGACGCAGCUAUCAAGGGUGCCGUCAUGGUUGCUAGAGGCGAGAUCGUCCCUCUGAACCCUACCGAGUGCAAAGAUGCCCAGAUUUUUGUCUACAACAACAUCUUUUUCUCAUUCGGUGCUGAUGGUGUUGGCACUUUUACUUCCGAGGGUGGCGAUGAGGCUGCUCGAGUCGCCACUGGCAAGGAUGUGGCUGGCGUGAAGUUGGUAAACCAGCUCGACAUCGAGGGUCUAUUCACUCCUGCUACCGUCGUCGUUGAUUAUAUCGGAAAGCGUAUUGUUGGUCAGAGUAUUGUACCUGGGAUUUUCAAGCAGCGUGAGCCUGGCGAGAACCAGAUCGACUACGGUGCCGUUGAUGGAAAGGACAUCGUGGCCGCCGACGAACGGUUUGCCGCUGGGUUCGCCCAGCUGUCCAAGGCGCUCAAGGUCAAGAAGCACCCCGUCUGGGACAAGGAUGGAAAACGAUUUGACUUGGAGGCAAGCGUUGAAACUAAGGGGCUGAUGGGAACUGAUGGACGCAAGUACGUCCUGGAUCUCUACAGAAUCACCCCCUUGGAUAUCGCCUGGCUAGAUGAAUCCGGGGAUAACAAGGAUGCGGCCGAGUAUCCCCACCGGAUGACUGUCCUGCGACCGGAACUCGUCGACUCCUUUGGACGAUACAGGAUGAAGGAGUGGGUGGACAAGGAACUUGCCCGCCGGAGCGAAGCGGCGAAGCCUACGGAAGGAGAUUCCAGCGAUGAAGACAGCGAGGAAGACAGUGACGAAUCCAGCGAGGAAGACAGUGAUGAGGACAGUGAUAAGGAGAAGGAGAAGCCUGCCAAGGCGACAAGCAAGAAGGCGGCCAAGGGCGAAAAGACUCAGCCCGACCUCUCUGACUUCCGAUUUGCCCUCAACCCCGAUGCCUUCAGUGGCCAAACCCCACAAACAGACGCCGAGAAGGCCGAGCUCAUGGCCGAUGAGGCUGAAGUCAGGGCGGCAGGCACAUAUCUGCGUGAGCAAGUGAUCCCUGGCUUGUUGCGAGAGCUCUCUGAAUCGGACAUCAGCUUUCCAAUGGAUGGUCAGUCGCUCAGCCGACUUCUACACAAGCGCGGAAUCAACGUGCGCUUCUUAGGCAAGGUUGCCGAGCUCAGCACUGACGGAAGGCUUCAAUGCCUACGAGACAUUUGUGUUCAGGACAUGGUUACGCGGUCCUUCAAGCAUGUGGCUGCAGUAUACCUCCGCCAUGUGCCUGUUCCUGCCAUCCACGCCUGUGUUUCGCACCUGCUUAACUGUCUUCUUGGACACGUAUUCAACUCGAAGCCAGUUGCUGAGAUUGAUUCCGAACUGCGCGCUCUCUACACUGAUGCAGAUUGGUCCUUUGAGAAACUCACGCCCGAGAUUUUGCGCGCGAGCAUCGAGGCGCACACCCUCAAGCGUUUCCGGUAUAAGCUGGACCAGAAGUGGUUCUCGCAGGUUCGGCCUACCCAGCUUCUCCGUGAAGUCUGCUUAAGGCUUGGCAUCCAAGUCCAGGCCCGGGAUUACUUGUUUUCGGCCGAUGACUCGGCUGCAAAGAUUCCCGCCAAGCCUGUCCAGCCCAUCACCAACGGUCAAGCGAACGGCGAGUCCAAGAAGAAGAAGAAGAAGGGUCGUGACUCGCCUCCCCCAGUCAUCGCCGCCCCGAUUAACAUCCACACGUUCCGUCCCGACGACAUCAUUGACAUGGUGCCCCUAGUCAAGGACUCUUCCCCCAGGAGCUCACUCGCUGAGGAGGCCCUCGAAGCCGGUCGCAUCUCUAUCAUGCAGAACCAGAAGAAGCUGGGCCAGGAGCUCCUGCUAGAGUCUCUAUCCCUGCAUGAACAGAUCUACGGGAUCCUACACCCGGAGGUUGCCAGGGUCUACAACAGCCUCUCGAUGCUGUACUACCAGCUUGACGACAAGGAGGCUGCCGUAGAGCUCGCCAGGAAGGCCAUCAUCGUCGCCGAAAGGACCGUUGGUGUGGACUCAUCUGAGACCCUUCUCAACUACCUCAACCUGAGUCUUUUCCUGCAUCAAAUUGGCGAUAGCAAGGGUGCCCUGAUCUACUCCAAGCAUGCCCUAGAGAUGUGGAAGAUCAUCUUUGGACCUGGCCACCCCGACUCUAUCACAACCAUCAACAACGCCGCGGUGAUGCUACAACAUCUCAAGGCCUACCAUGAGUCUCGACUCUGGUUUGAGGAGUCACUGCGCGUGUGCGAGUCUGUCUUUGGCAAGCAAUCAGUCAACUCAGCUACUCUUCUGUUCCAACUUGCUCAGGCGCUUGCUUUGGACCACGAUUCUAAGGGAGCCGUCAACCGCAUGCGUGAGUCGUAUAACGUUUUCCUGGCUGAGCUUGGCCCCGAGGACAAGAACACCAAGGAAGCGGAGAGCUGGUUGGAGCAACUGACGCAAAAUGCCGUCUCCAUCGCUAAACAUGCCAAGGACGUUCAGGCGCGACGAAUCCGAUCUGGAAUCCGCUUCAACACGACUGCGUCCCCAGCCCAGGCUGCCUCUGUUGCCCCCCCAGGCGGCAACGCCCAGGGGUCACAAAUCGAUUCCCGCAGCAUCGACGAGCUCCUCAAGUUCAUCGAGGGAGGUGACCAAAAGACCAAGUCGUCCAAGAAGCGACCUAGUCGAGGAAACCCCAAGAGGCGAGGCCAGGCGGCUAUGUAAGUACAUCGCACGCUGCCUCACGCCUUGGCCUCAUGAUGCUGUUGUGUGAUCGGUAUUUGCACACUGCUGUGUAAAAGUAGGAAUUAUACAUGUAUAAUGCGGCGGAUGAUUC
Messenger RNA from Ilyonectria robusta, 4093 nucleotides. RefSeq names its product clustered mitochondria-domain-containing protein. Gene Ontology annotation, biological process: intracellular distribution of mitochondria. The transcript is spliced from 4 exons. The record is from RefSeq and is a predicted model, not a curated record. The coding region runs from base 184 to 3981 and encodes 1265 amino acids. Lineage: Eukaryota; Fungi; Ascomycota; Sordariomycetes; Hypocreales; Nectriaceae. Gene Ontology annotation, molecular function: protein binding; mRNA binding. Gene Ontology annotation, cellular component: cytoplasm.